This is a messenger RNA of Myripristis murdjan (pinecone soldierfish), 2813 nucleotides long. RefSeq names its product fat storage inducing transmembrane protein 2 (gene fitm2). Bases 42 to 824 code for a protein of 260 amino acids. The record is from RefSeq and is a predicted model, not a curated record. Lineage: Eukaryota; Metazoa; Chordata; Actinopteri; Holocentriformes; Holocentridae. Gene Ontology annotation, biological process: lipid droplet organization; phospholipid biosynthetic process; lipid storage. Gene Ontology annotation, cellular component: endoplasmic reticulum membrane. The transcript has 2 exons. Gene Ontology annotation, molecular function: coenzyme A diphosphatase activity.
GCCGCUCCGCCGCCCCUGCAGCGGCCGGCCGCACUGUCAACAUGGCUGCAGUGGAUGUCAUUGUGGGCAAGUUUGUGGCGUUUUGGAAGCUGCCCGAUGUCCGACUGAAAUUCCCUCUCCUGUUUCUGGUGAUUUCAGUCGCGGGCUCAGUCCUCAAACAGCUGGACGUCGUCCCGCAGACAUACUUCAGCAGCAGCAAAAAUGUCCUAAACGUGUAUUUUGUCAAGUUGUCCUGGGGCUGGACCCUGUUGCUGUUGACUCCCUUCCUCCUCCUGUCCAACUCCUCCUUCAGCAGGAGUGUGUCCUUCCUCUGCCGCCGGCUGCUCUCCCUGCUGGUGGCCACAGCCGUGUGGUACGUGUGCACCGAGACCUUCUUGUACAUAGAAGAUGUCACAGGUACGUGUGUUGACAGAGACGCCCUGGAGGCGGUCAGCGAGCAGUACACAUCCAAGGCCAGCUGCAGGAGGGCCGGCUUCGACUGGCACGGCUUCGACAUCUCGGGACACUCCUUCAUCCUGGCCUACUCUGCUCUCUUCAUCAUGGAGGAGACGGCUCCCAUGGCCUUCCUGCAGACAGCCAGUCUGUCCACGCUGCCCAGAAUCGUGCUCAGUUGGCUGUACGUGGCUCUGAACGUGAUCGUGAUCAUUUGGAUAUGGAUGUUCGCCUGCACUUCAGUUUACUUCCAUGACCUGUUUGACAAGCUGCUGGGGACCUUGUGUGGGCUGCUGGGCUGGUAUCUGACAUAUCGGGUUUGGUAUCUAAACCCAUUGUCUCCUGGACUCCCUCCCCAGCAGCAGCCAAAAGAGCAGAAACAGCGUGCCUAAGUUGAAAACCUACUCACACAACAUUAUUUCCAUCCUCAAAACAGCAACAAAACAAUAAGUAGUGAUGCUGCUAUAAAAGGUGUCAUAAUCUUUAAAAAAAAAAAUCAACACAUCAUCACGCUUAAGUUAUAUAUUUCCAUUUCUAUGUCGACCACGCUAUUUAAAGUUUUUCCUUCCUUACUGAAAGGUCAUUUUGUACAGCGGGAUUGGCUUGCAGUCCCUCCAUGGUGGUUGGCAGCUGCUGUUCCCAAAAUGACUCUGUGUAAUCUGAGAUAAAAGCAAAGCAAUGCACUGCCGCUCAGCUUCAACCUCUCACCUUCGGCCAACCAGCUUCUCAUGCUGCGGUGUCGUCUGCUCAAUUGUUUUCUGCCUUACAAUGUUUGAUUUAUGAAGUCCUGUAAAUGGUGGGAGAUUAAGUCAUCCCUGUCUUUAGAUGUCUGAAUGGGAACACCUGAGAAUGUUUACACUUUCCGGUUGUAUGGCACUGAUGGCGUGUGUUGUGUUAACCUGUUUUGCCAGACCAGUGUAGUUCAAUAUUUUAUCGGAAAGAUAUUUUCACAACAAAGUCUGGUGUUGUAGCUGCACCAGAGCGACAUUUAACGCAGGUUUUGCAGUCCUGUAUCCAGGACUUUAAGGAUCAGUUCAUUUCCACUUGUACCUCAUUUUGAUUCUGAUCCAUAUUCCACUGAAUCUGUGUGGAGUUAAAGGAGCAGUUCGCCCAAAACCAAAAAUAAAAUAUUUUCCUGUUUAGUGUGAGUGCAGUCUGUCCAUCCAGGCAGUUUCCAGAGGUUUCCAGUCUGUUCCCUGGGGAUGGGUGUUCUUCUUCUGUGGAGCUCAAACUGCCAAAAAUGUGAAAAGCACACCAGCAACAGCUCUUUCCAAAAACUAUGACACAGAUACCUGGCAUCAUUCAAAACCCUCAGGGGCCAAGAGUUUCUCUGGGAACUGUUUUCCUACCAAAGGAUAUCAGAAAACUGUAUCUAUCUGCCCUUCAUUUGUCCUCCAUGGAAGAGCUGCAACAAUUAGUCAAAUAAUCAAUUAGCUGUAAUUCACUGAUUUUCAGAACUGGUUAAUCAAAUCGAGUCAUUUUCAAGCAGAAAAUGUCCAAAUUCACUGAUUCCAACUUCUCCGAUGUGAAUAUUUUCAGGUUUCUUUAGUCCCCUAUGACAGUAAACUAAAUAGCUUUCUUUGGCUUGUGGACUGUUGAUGGGAACAAAACAAAACAUUUAAGAACGUUUGUGGGAAUUUGUGAUCAACAUUUUUCACUAUUUUCUGACAUUUUAUGGACCAAACAACUAAUCGAUUAAUCAAUAAUGAAAUUAAUCAUUAGUUGCAACUCCUCUCUCCGGGGCCAGAUAGAUAAAGUAAAUUUUUGUUCAUUUGAGCUCCACAAAACAAAAUGCAUCCCGUCCCAGUGCUUCUGUGUGAGGGGAGACCCGGAAUCCUGCCUCCAUCCAAACCCUACAGAAACUUUCUGGAUGGAUAGAUCGCACUCACAGUAAAUGAAAUAUGUUCAGAUGGAUAGAUUGUAUUUUGGGCAAACAGUUUCUUUCUGUUUCUUUUAAGCUAACAUAGUUUAUAUCUUCUUAUAUCAUAGUUUUUAUCAGGAAUUCAACACUACCUGUCACGUGUGUUCACAGGACAAUGAGCCUGGUAAAAACUUGCAGAUAUUAAAAGUUAUUUUAAUGUGCCAUAGAUUAUUACUCUGAUAGUGGGCCGGCUCUACACGGUCGUGCAUUGGACUAUGUCUUGUUUUCUCUUUGAUGCAAGAGAAUAAUCCAGUUAAAAUUAUUUUGAUCAGAAAUGGUUGAUUUUUUUUCUUAGACUGUUAAAACUUGAACUAAGAGAAUACACGAUGAAAAGAAUAUUAGUAGCAAUGUUGGGAUAUGAGCUUACUGAAACCUUUUAAGCUUUUGUUUGCUGACAUUGAUUCAUGUGUAUUUUCGUUUAUAAGUGUGUCUUGGCAAAAUAAAAACUGUAAGAUCUCAA